Dermochelys coriacea (leatherback sea turtle) is the source of this 4030-nucleotide messenger RNA. RefSeq names its product diacylglycerol O-acyltransferase 2-like. Gene Ontology annotation, cellular component: endoplasmic reticulum membrane. NCBI's taxonomy places the organism in Eukaryota, Metazoa, Chordata, Testudines, Dermochelyidae. Gene Ontology annotation, biological process: lipid metabolic process. The coding region runs from base 1665 to 2750 and encodes 361 amino acids. The record is from RefSeq and is a predicted model, not a curated record. The transcript has 8 exons.
UAAAAAGUAACCUAGUGCUAGCUUUCUUCAGAACUAUAGAUACAAAUUCCAAGCAAUCAAUAGCAAACGUACAGCAUGCAUACUUUCUCCUUGAUUUGUCAAGUUUCUCUCAACUACCGUUUACACAACAGUCUAAAAUUCCUCCUUAAUUACUCUUUUUUCAGUUUUUUUUAAACCCAAAUAUAACCUGACGCAAGCUGUGGUUUUGGUGCUAGAGCUGCCUAAAGCCGCCUCUUUUGGCAGUUGGUGUUCACGUACGAAGGCUUGUAUUUUUAUCAGUGCUUGGGAAUGACACAGAAAUAUUUUCUUCAUCUAUUGAUGAAUGUAGCUUUUAGCAGCAGUAAUGGUUAAAGUGGCAUCCAAUCUUCUGAAGUUAGAAUUUGCCAGUUUAGAAGAUAUUUUGCCCUUUUUUUAACAGCAAACAUGAAACUUCUCUUUUUCAGUACUGGGUACUGAAAUUCACUCAAAUUUACAAAAGCAGAUUUUUUAGGAGGGAGGAUUCUACAUCCCUGCAACUUCCUCCAUGCUGCUGUUGUCAAUGUGGUCAGUGCUGCACCUGUGAAAACUGGAAAAGUGUAAGGCAGAAGAGGAAAAAUAAGCGUCCAGCUAGGUACUCAGAUCACCUAAACUGUUUGAACCAGCAAUAGGUGAAUACCUAGCAGAGCACAGCAGAGAGCCAGAACAUCCAGUGGCAACCUUAUGCAGUGCCUGACCCAGAACAUCCUGCCCCAACUCUGUAGCACUUAACAUAGCGUUGCCUUGAACCUCCUUCAAUAACUAUAUACAAUAUCUAGGAGUCCAUCCCAGCACCCAGAAGACAGUAGAAAGAUUCCUGUUGAUUUCAAUGGGAGUUGGAUUAAUCCUAGGAUACCACAGCCCAGAAUUCUGAUUCUGGCUUCAGAUUGUGUCGUCUUUCUGCUUCUGUGGUUCUGGUGUGAUUUCCGGUCAGCCUUGCCAGAGAUGGGUGACAGGAAAAGCAUUCAGAGUCUCAAGGAGCCCUAGGACAAGGAAUCAGAUCUUCUACAUCAAGGUAUAAUCUCUGCUAUGGUGAGCAGGAAGGAUCCUUUUCUCCUGUGAAGCCUUGGUCAAUUUGCCAGGUGCAUUGUAGGAGAAGGGAGUGAGGCAGUUAUGCCUUCUUGAAUAUAUUGGAUAUUGGCUACUGGGUUUAACGGUCUGAGCCAGUGUGGCAAAUGCUACAUUCCUGUAACACAUGGUGAUUUGAGUUUGAGUAUUUCUUAUUUUCAACUUGCCUUAAAUUAGAAUCCCAGGACUAGCGCCUGGGCAGUAGUUUGUGACAUGCCCAGGAAAGUACCAUUCCAUGCAGGGGGGAAGACAGACUUAGGCAAGUGUCUUCUGAUGAAAAUAUCCAGCAUUGUGUACAUUUGUGUAAGUGGGUGAAGGGUGCAGGAUCCUUUAGGGAAACAGCCUCCUGGGACCUUCUGCUAACUCUUUUUUUUUUUUUCUUAAUACCACAGGGUUUUCUUCUUGCUUUUUCAAAUGAAGGGCAGGGUUUGUCCACCACCCCUCUGGUGCGGGCAGUUUACCUUGGGCCAGACAGUGGAGCUUCAAAGCAGUUGGACACACAAUCAGUUUCACAGGUUCAGAUUUGCAAACCUGCCUUUUAACCUGCGGAUCCAAAGUCUGGGAGAGAACUUGUCACCAACAUGAAAACAAUUAUUGCAGCCUAUUCCCAAAAUCGUAGUGGGAGCCGUGCCAACAUUCAGGCCGCCCUGCAUACUUUGCUCACCGUGCCCUGGCCCUCGCAGCGGGAGUUCCGAACAUGUAUCCAGCUCCUCUCAGUUCUGCAGUGGGUCCUCAGCUUCUUGCUGAUGGGAAUCGUCUUCCUGUUUCUCCUCAUCUAUUUGGUUUUCACCAGUUUCUGGCCAGUUUCUGCUCUAUACCUUGCCUGGGUAAUCUUUGACUGGGACGCACCGGAGCAAGGUGGGAGGAGGUCAGCAUGGGUGCGAAACUGGCCUGUCUGGAAGCAUUUCCGAGAUUAUUUCCCUAUUCAGUUGGUAAAGACUCACAGCCUCCUCCCCAAUCACAAUUAUAUCAUUGGCGCACACCCCCAUGGGAUCCUCUGCGUUGGGGCCUUCUGCAACUUCAUCACUGAGUCCACUGGCUUCUCUGAGAAGUUCCCCGGCAUCAGACCCUUCCUGGCCACACUGGCUGGCAACUUCCGGCUGCCUGUCUUCAGGGAGUACCUGAUGAGUGGGGGCCUGUGCCCUGUGACACGCCAGGCAAUAGGGUACCUGCUCUCUCAGAAUGGCAGUGGGAACGCUGUGGCCGUCGUGAUUGGAGGUGCAGCCGAGUCACUGUCUUGCCAGCCAGGAAUCACAACAUUAAUCCUCAAAAACCGCAAAGGUUUUGUUCGGAUGGCGCUGCAGCAUGGGGCACACCUGGUUCCUGCCUUCUCCUUUGGUGAGAACGACCUCUUCCGGCAGGUGGUUUUUGAAGAGGGCGGCUGGAUGAGGGGCAUUCAGAAGAGGUUCCAGAAGCUGGUGGGCUUUGCUCCUUGUGUCUUCUACGGACGGGGUUUAACCUCUAUCCAUUCCCGAGGCUUCCUGCCCUACCCAAAGCCUAUCACCACUGUCAUAGGAGAACCUGUGACGGUGCCCAGGAUCAAGGAGCCAAGCCACGAGACGGUGGAUCUGUACCAUGCUAUGUACAUCCGCUCCCUGCUCAAACUCUUCAAUGACCACAAAGCCAAGUAUGGCCUGUCGGAGGCAGACGAGCUGAGGAUCCUGUGACUGAGGCCAGAGAGAAGCCCGGGGACUCUGGGCAGCCAAGCCCUAACUCUCAAGGGCUGCCUGCUCUUGGAGGUGGGAAUGGCAGCUUACCUGGCAGGAUGGGGGCUCUCAGGGACAUACUGUUCUGCUGCACCCCAACUACUGCUUGCUUUCUGCACAGGUGCCUUACUCACUUGUCCCCUUGCUGCUGCCCCAGCCUCUGCUUCUGUUUGUUCCCUCCAGAAGAUGAAUGAAGGAAGGAAGGAGCCCCCUGCUUGUCAUAUCCCAGCGUUUCCUGUGUGCUUUCUGCUCGCUCCCAUGGGCAAUGCAGUGAGUUGGCUUCCUCAGCUCCCAAAGCCCCCUCAGGGAAGGGGAAGGGAGGAGCACAGGAAGGACGGGUGCUGGGGCUUGGAGGGGAUGGGGAGUGUGCACAUGAGCAGAGAGACAUGGGGGCAUGAGUGUGGGGACAUUUCUCCUCUGCCCGGACCCCACUCUCCUGGAGGGAGAUGAAUAGUAGCUUUGUGCUGCUGCUAAUGGAACAGAGGAAUGGAACCCUGCAGAUUAAACUCUGCCCAGGGCUCCAGCUCCGGCUAAGGAGGAGGGACGGUGAGAUGGAUAGAAUGGGGGAAAAGAUGGGAGGGGGGAGGAAAAAUGGAGGGAAAGCCCUUGAUUGUAACGAAUGUGAAAAACAGGGUUACCAAGGGGGCCUGCAGUGCCAUGCAGGGUGUGUUGUGAGGGGCAGGGCCCUGAGACUGAGGGUCUCUGAGGAGCUGGCUGCUGACUCAAUUCCUUGCCUAAGGAAAGCUAGCCAGCUAUAACUCCUUGUGGCCUUGUGUCUAUCCCUGGUGCCCAUGUAGAAUGGAGCCUCCUGGGAGGGUUUGUCCUUCCACAUCCAUUUUGCUGACUAAGCAUGUAGCUUGGAAGCAGGCAUGUCAGGCAGUUUAUCCCAGGGGGACAUGUCAUCCCUGCACCAGGCUGGAGAGUUCUCCCUGUGGUGGUUAGCAUGGGCAGCUUUGCCUCAGCCUUAGAAUCAGGGCAGGGACCUGGCUACCCUUCCCACAGUGAGGAGGGAUGGACAGUCAAGGGGUUCAUGGGAAGCUUGGUGAGACUCUGGCCAGGACGUAGUCAGCAUGCGCAAGAUUUUCCUUUGAAUCUCCCCUCCCCAACACAUCUUGUUCCCUGCCUCAGCUGUGGCCAUCCCUUCGUUUUCCCCAUGGCCCCCGUAUGUGCCACCCACCACUUUCUUCGAUCAUGGGUCCCAGCCCACAAUUUCUUGUCCCCGUCUAUGUGAGUUGGCAACC